GACCUGCUCCUCCACUGUCCGUGUCAUUUUAACGAUGUGUUUGUGUCCCCCUCUCGUCUGCAGCAAAGCACCAUCGUCUGUCACAACCGGGUUGACCCCAAUGGCUCCCGCUACCUGCUGGGGGACAUGGAGGGGAGGCUGUUUAUGCUGCUGCUGGAGAAGGAAGAGCUGAUGGACGGCACAGUGGCACUCAAAGACCUGCAUGUGGAGCUGCUCGGAGAGUCAUCCAUCGCUGAGUGUUUGACCUACUUGGACAACGGUGUGGUCUUUGUGGGCUCCAGACUGGGCGAUUCCCAGUUGGUGAAGCUCAACGUGGACAGCAAUGAGCAGGGCUCCUAUGUGGGGGUGAUGGAGACGUUCACCAAUCUGGGGCCCAUCGUGGACAUGUGUGUGGUGGACCUGGAGAGACAGGGCCAAGGCCAGGAGUACAAGAGGAAGCAGAUCGAGGAGCAGCGUCAGGCGGAGCGCCUGCAGAGGCAGCUGCAGCAGGAGCGAGCGUACCUGGUGUCUCUGCAGCAGCAGCAGGAACCCCCCCGGCCCCCCCAGGACAAGAAAUAUAUAGGAAGUUGGAUCUCUUCUACGGAGAGCACCAAUGGACGUUACCUCCUCCAGCCGCCGCCUUUGCUCCUUCUGCUCCUCGAUGCGUUUCUGCCUCUCGGCCAACAGUUGACGCUUGUGCUCCUCGUUCUGCUGCUGCUCCUGCUGCUGCCGCCGGAUCAGCUCCGAGCGCUCCUUGUUGGCGAGCUGCAGGCGCAGGAAGUCCCGCCGCAGCGUGGACUCGCCAGGGAUGUUGAUGAUGGAACUGCAGGAGGAGGGAGUGAAAAACACACAGUUCAGGUUAACAUGCUCGUGUCCUGCAGCAGCAGUGAGGGUUUAUGGCCGCUCCGCUCCGAGGCAGGCAAAGAGACAGAUGACAUGCUGGUGCUGUCUUUCGUUGGUCAGACGCGAGUGUUGAUGCUGAGCGGCGAGGAAGUCGAGGAGACAGAACUUCCCGGCUUUGUGGACAACCAGCAGACAUUUUUCUGCGGCAACGUGGCACAUCAACAACUCAUUCAAAUCACAUCAGGCUCAGUGCGCCUGGUGCUCCAGGAGAGCAAGGCAUUAGUGAGCGAAUGGAAGGAGCCACAGGGCAGGAACAUCAGCGUGGCUGCCUGCAACCACACCCAGGUGGUGCUUGCCGUGGGAAGAGCCCUCUACUACCUGCAGAUCCUGGCUGGAGAGCUCAAACAGAUCAGUACCAUGGAGAUGGAGCACGAGGUGGCCUGCCUGGACAUCACGCCUCUGGGGGAGGGUGGCGGUGAGUCGCCGCUCUGCGCUGUGGGACUGUGGACCGACAUCUCAGCCCGGGUCCUCAAACUGCCCUGCUUCACUGCCCUGCACAAGGAAAUGCUGGGCGGAGAAAUCAUCCCUCGCUCAAUCCUAAUGACCACCUUCGAGGGCAGCUACUACCUGCUGUGUGCGCUGGGAGACGGGGCGCUCUUCUACUUUGGCCUGGACCUGCAGACUGGCGCCCUGAGCGAGCGUAAAAAGGUAACGCUUGGCACCCAGCCCACUGUGCUGAGGACCUUCAGAUCCCUGUCCACUUCCAACGUGUUCGCCUGCUCCGACAGACCCACCGUCAUCUACUCCUCCAACCACAAGCUGGUGUUCUCCAACGUCAACCUCAAGGAGGUCAACUACAUGUGCCCGCUCAACUCUGAGGGCUACCCCGACAGUCUGGCUCUGGCCAACAACAGCACUCUGACCAUCGGCACCAUCGACGAGAUUCAGAAACUCCAUAUUCGCACCGUUCCCCUCUACGAGUCCCCCAGGCGGAUCUGUUACCAGGAGGUCUCGCAGUGUUUUGGUGUUUUAUCCAGCAGGGUGGAGAUUCAGGAUGUGAGCGGCACCACAUCUGCCGUGCGCCCCAGCGCCAGCACCCAGGCUCUCUCCAGCAGCGUGAGUUCCAGCAAACUCUUUCCCAGCAGCACUUCUCCCCACGAGACCUCCUUUGGUGAAGAGGUGGAGGUUCACAGUCUGCUGGUGGUGGAUCAGCACACCUUUGAAGUCCUCCAUGCCCAUCAGUUCCUCCCCAGCGAGUAUGCCCUCAGCAUGGUGUCAUGUCGUCUGGGAAAAGACCCGUCAGUGUAUUUUAUCGUCGGCACCGCCAUGGUGUACCCAGAGGAGGCUGAGCCCAAGCAGGGCCGCAUCAUUGUCUUCCACUACACCGACGGUAAGCUGCAAACUGUGGCUGAGAAGGAGGUGAAAGGAGCUGUCUAUUCUAUGGUGGAGUUCAAUGGCAAACUGUUGGCCAGCAUCAAUAGCACAGUCCGUCUGUACGAGUGGACGGCUGAGAAGGAGCUGAGGACCGAGUGCAACCACUACAACAACAUCAUGGCUCUUUACCUGAAGACCAAAGGAGACUUCAUCCUGGUGGGAGACCUGAUGAGGUCCGUCCUGCUGCUGGCCUACAAACCCAUGGAGGGCAACUUUGAAGAGAUUGCACGUGACUUUAAUCCUAAUUGGAUGAGUGCUGUGGAAAUCCUGGAUGACGACAACUUCCUUGGGGCAGAGAACGCCUUCAAUCUGUUUGUCUGCCAGAAGGACAGUGCGGCCACCACAGACGAGGAGCGGCAGCACCUGCAGGAGGUGGGGGUCUUCCACCUCGGGGAGUUUGUAAAUGUCUUCUGCCACGGCUCGCUGGUGCUGCAGAACCUGGGCGAGAGCUCCACCCCCACCCAGGGCUCCGUGCUCUUCGGCACCGUUAACGGGAUGAUUGGUCUGGUGACGUCCCUGUCUGAGGGCUGGUACAGUCUCCUCCUGGACCUGCAGAACCGCCUCAACAAAGUCAUUAAGAGCGUGGGGAAGAUCGAGCACAGCUUCUGGAGGUCCUUCCACACAGAGCGCAAGACAGAGCAGGCCACGGGAUUCAUCGACGGAGAUCUGAUCGAGAGCUUCCUGGAUCUCGGUCGAGCCAAGAUGCAGGAGGUCGUCAGCACUCUGCAGAUCGAUGACGGCAGCGGCAUGAAGCGUGAGGCCACAGUGGACGAGGUCAUUAAGAUAGUGGAGGAGUUGACGAGGAUCCACUAACCACCCCCCACCCCCUCGCUGAGUGAGAGGAGAGUGCCCGAGGUAGAGCAAUGGUAAAAAAGCCCAGGAACGGUUUGGGUUUUGCAGAUUUGUAAAUAGUUAUAAAUAAACAGUGCGUGCAUGUUCGUCCUUCAGACUUCAAUGAAUUGUAAAACCGGUAAGGCACUGAAGGUGCCGCACGUAGACAUCAAACCAGAGUUUCCCGGCGAAGUGCAUAGCAUCCUGUUUGGACGACAAUAAGACCAAAGUGAAGACAUUGGUCGAGUGUGUGUGCGUGUGCGUGUGUGUGUGUGUGUGUGUGCGCGUGUGCGUGUGUGCGUGCGUGUGUGUGCGUGUGUGGAGUAAUGUGUGAUUAUAAAUAGGAGAAAUCAGAGAUUUUCCUCACCAAAAACAUUCUCUGGGAUAUUUGUGACCAUAACAGAUCCUCUACCUAACCCCACAGUUAAAUCUGACUGGCUUUCACUUUUCAAGACAUAAUUAUAUUCUGGAGUUACCACGCUGUACGAAAAACAAAAUGAGGAAAAAGAUAGAUUUAUAGCUAUUUUGUCUCUGUGAUGUUUUUUUUGUUUAUUCUAAUAAACGUUGCUUUAGUACUGUU
Molecule: messenger RNA, 3667 nt
Organism: Notothenia coriiceps (black rockcod)
Lineage: Eukaryota; Metazoa; Chordata; Actinopteri; Perciformes; Nototheniidae
Gene: ddb1
Product: damage-specific DNA binding protein 1
Exons: 23
Cellular component (GO): nucleus
Molecular function (GO): protein binding; nucleic acid binding
Source: RefSeq, a predicted model, not a curated record